This is a messenger RNA of Daphnia carinata, 758 nucleotides long. RefSeq names its product large ribosomal subunit protein eL13-like (gene RpL13). Gene Ontology annotation, biological process: translation. NCBI's taxonomy places the organism in Eukaryota, Metazoa, Arthropoda, Branchiopoda, Diplostraca, Daphniidae. The record is from RefSeq and is a predicted model, not a curated record. Gene Ontology annotation, cellular component: ribosome; cytosolic large ribosomal subunit. Gene Ontology annotation, molecular function: RNA binding; structural constituent of ribosome.
GAAACUUUCACCAUGGCGCCGAAAAGGAACAACAUGAUUCCUAAUGGUCAUUUCCACAAGCAGUGGCAGCGUUACGUCAAAACCUGGUUUAAUCAGCCCGCUCGUAAGAAGAGGAGGCACGCACAUCGUGUGUCCAAGGCCCGACGUGUUCCCCGACCUACGACUUCAUUGAAGCCCAUCGUUCGGUGCCCAACUUUCCGCUACAACACCCGUGUUCGUGCAGGAAGAGGAUUUAGCUUGGAGGAGUUGAGGGCUGCCAAGAUCCCCAAGCGCUUUGCCCCAACCAUUGGCAUUGCUGUUGAUCACCGCCGCCGCAACAAAUCUGUGGAAUCUUUGCAGAUGAAUGCUGAGCGCCUGAAGGUUUACAGAAGCAAAUUGAUCCUCUUCCCACGCAAUGCCAAGAAACCCCAAAAGACUGAUGCUACUGCUGAGGAAAUCAAAUUGGCCCAACAGUUGACUACUGAAGUCAUGCCCAUUACCAGGUCAUACAAAUUGGAGAAGGCCCGUGCCAUCACCGCAGCCGACCGCAAAUUCUCUCCUUAUGCUGUACUCCGCACGGCACGAACAACAGCGCGCCUUGCAGGCAUUCGUGCCAAGCGGGCUAAGGAAGCAGCAGAAGAUCCGGAAGCGGCUAAGGAGGCAAAGGCAAAGGCUGCCAAAGCUAAGGCUGCCAAGGGUGGCAAGAAGAAGUAAAUCGUUCUCGGGAUUGAUUUGUAUUUCCGUCACUUGGCAAAAAUACAAAGUGAACUGUCCCGUCA